AUGAGUAGCAGUCUCAAUUAUUUUACACAGGGUUAAAAGAAAAGCACUAGAAAUAAAGAAGAUCCAGUUAUACUCUUAACCAACUCGGAUCGGAGAGUACCAGCAAGUCCAUCUAGUAAAAUGAGCAGCAAUCCUUUAAGAAUAUAUAAAACACAACUUCCACCUCAAAAGAAAGUAUCAGUAAAGAGAAAGGAAUCAAAUGAUUAAUCACAUAAAAGCUACAUGAGCAAUAAUGAUAGGCUUGUUACAGACAGUUCCAGUGGUUAUAAGCCUAAAAUAGUUGGAAAUAUUAACUCAAUUUUAAAGACACCGCAAAUGAAACAAGGACAUCAUCAAAAAUAAAAUCAAUCGUUUGACUUUUCUAGCUUGCGGAAGAAGUAGCAAAAAUCUGGAUUAAACCAAAGUCACCUAUAUUCAAACAAAAUAGACAUUCUUGACACAAACCUGACUGAAAACAAAAAUUUCAGCAGUUCUUAUAUUCAUUAGAGUAACUAAACUGGGAACGAUAUAGAUAUUACACCUUUUAAAACAUAGCCAAGUGUUUACUUGACCUAGGACAAUACUACAAGCUAAUUUACCUUUUAAAAAUAAGAUGACAAAGCCUAUAGUACGGUGCAAGACAUUCAAAUCAAGAGAAGAUUGAGAGUUGCAGAAGAGGAUCUUGAUAAAAUAUCAAGAGAAUGCUAUGAACUGCAAUAAAAAGUGCUUAGAAGAGAAAAGAUAAUCUUGAACUUGCAAGUACAAUAUGAUUAGUCAGCAAAGUCCUCUUAAAUUAAAUAACUAACUGAGAUUAGACUGGAAAACGCAAAACUUGGUGAGAGAUUCAGAGAACUAUUAAAAUCUAAAGAAGAUAUUAAGUUAAGAAUGAGAUCUGUGAGAUCAGAUACGAUUAAUUCAAAUCUGCUGAAAGAAGAGCAACUAGCCUCAAUAAACGAAUAAAUAAGAGAAUUAGAGAGGACCUACUUUAAGAUGAAUGAAGACAUAAAAUACACAGAGUCUCAAAAUUGGAGAGUCAUUGAGAAAAAUAAAAGUUUAUAAACUUAAAUUGAGUUAGUGCUGCAAGAGAAGGACAGCUAAAAUUAGAUUAUGAGAUAAUAUCACAGGAAAAUAGAAAGACUAGAGAUGGAUAUGAUAAAUUAAAAGUAUGAGCAUUAAGCAUUCAUUAAGGUUAAUCAUAAAAAGACCUAAUAUGAAAUGAAAUGUUCAGCAAUGAGACAAUUGACUUCAAUACUUAAAAUAAAAAAUUUGAGAUAUAUGAGUGAAGCUUUUUCUGAACUUACCAAGAAAGACAGGAAAUUUGAAGUUAUAUCAAGAAUGAUAGCUAAUUUUAGCAGGUUUGAUAAAGUAACUAGAAAAGAUAAAUUGAGAUUAUACUUUGAUCUUUGGAAUAAUUUAAAUUUCAACACUGCUUUUAAAGGGCAUUACUAAUAAGUUAAAAUGAGUAAUGUAUAUAAAAAAAGAAAUCAAGACUUAAAGUUCGCAUUGAGUAAAUGGACUAAUAAAAACACAUGGAUAAAGUAAAAGCUUCAAGGGUAUCGGAAAAAUCAAAGACUAUAGGAUUAAUAUCAAAGUAAGCAUUAGGUUUAAAUGAUAGAGGUAGAAUCCUAGAUAGGUAAACUUUAAAACGAGUAAUAGGAAAAGGCUUUAAGUAUCUUAAAGAGAUCUCUUCUUAGAUGGAAAGGAUAGAAAAUAAGACCAUAUUUCUUAUUCUGGCAUUCUUUGGUUAAAGAGGAAAAGCGAGUAAAUCAUUGGGUCUUAUAUCGUAAACUUAAAAAUUAUAAGCUAAAUCAAGCAUUUGGUCAGUGGAAAUUUAAAGCACAGCAAGCCAGAAAUAACUAAAAGAUUGAACUUGUAGAAGAGAUUUAGGAAAGUGCAAAAGAAGAAGUCUAAAACAUUGUAAAGCUAAAGGAAGAAAUCUCAGAGUUAAAGGACUAAAGUAUAUCUAAGGGCAAAAUGAAGCUAAGUAGAGUCAUUAAGCAUCAGAUCAUGAUUCCUGUGUAAUAAUCUUUCGAUAGAUGGAGAUUAAAAACUGAAAAUAAUAGAAGAUAGACAACUAGACUUAGAGUAGUCUUUGCAUAAAUGCUAACUAGAAGACUUAGAAUGGCUUUCUAGCUAUAUGCAAAACAAGCUAAAAAGACAACUAGAUAUAUAAAUCAUGAUAAGCUUAUUAAAUAAUACCAUGGGAUUUACAAUUUCAGACUCUUAAAGUACUUCUAUAAUGUACUACAGUAUAAUAAACAGCUUUUUUAAGAGUAAAAGUCUAGGAUUUAAAUAUUAUGUCACAAAAAGCAUAGAAAGACUUAGAGAUUAGUCAUGAACUAAAUAUAAGCUGUGUUGAAUAUGAAGCAAGUAAAUAAAGUUAAUAUGGAAGAGAUGCAGGAAAUUUAAAGCUACAAUGAAUCCUCUCAUGAAGUGGCUGUUAAGUAAGCUUAACUACAAGAAUAAAAGGUUUAAAUCACUCAAUGUGAGAAGUAAGUGGGUCGAUUAGGGGCACUAAACUUAACUAAGUUCUGCAAUAGAAUAAAGAACUAUUAAUACCAUAAAGCUUUCAAAUAAUGGUUUGAUAUUACUAAGGAUGGGAAAUCAUAACUCAGAUAACUACUGCAUCUCUCGUAAAUUAUUGCUAGAAAAGACAAAUCAACUUGCUUUACAUACUGGAAGAACGUUAUGCUUGAUUAUAAAAUUUAACUAGCCAAGAAUCGAGGUUAAUAUCUCCAAAAAACAAUCAAUUAGAUCUACAUGUAGAUGCUUCAAGAGUAAAAGGAAAGUAAAUUGAAGAAAGAUUAUUUGGUGGAGAGGCUUGAUGCCUAGUAGAUUGUUAUAAAGAAGUUUACACAUACUCAUAAUGGAUUGAUUAAUAUAAUGUUCAGAUAAAAGAACCAGAUGAAAGAGACUAAAUUGCAUCAUUAUGUGCUCAGAUAAUGGAGGGAGAGAAAUAUAUAAAUGAAAAGAAGAUUCAGUAGAAUUUGCAAUAUGCUUUAGAAUUAUUAGUUGAAAAUUGGGUUUUAGCAAAUUACAUAGAGAUACAGUGAUCUAGCCACUAAUAGUAAUACCAAUCCAGUAAUCAGGGAGUCAAAAAUUAAUUAAGCAUUAAAGGUACUUAGAAGGGGAUUCAUUAGAAGCUCAUUUAGCUAAUGGAAGAGCAAAGUUAUGCUGUACAGAAUUAAUACUAACUAGCAACUUUCGAUUAAUUUAAAUAUACUUGGUGAACAAAGAACGGACUCAAGAAGAUAAUACACAAAUGCUAUUGCCAAAUUAAUGAAAUAAGAUAAAAGCGAAAACAAUCUCGUUGAUAUAUUUGUCUAAUGGAAAAACUUAAUUUCAUAAUAAAAAAUAUUAAGAAUAAAGCAAAAAGAGUUGAAUGAGUCUCAGCAAUACUUAAAUAUCUAAAAUGCUUUGAAGUUGUGGAAUUAAAGGACUAAAAAAACUUAAAAAUAUAGAUCUAAGUGUUACUCAGUAGGAAUCAGGAAUGAUAGAUCUAUUCUUAGGGCCUAUUUUAAUGGUUUAAAAUAUCAUGUCAAAGAGUUGAAAUCAAAAUAAAGAUCAAUAGCUUGUAUAAUAAAUGACAUCUUGAUAAAGAAAAAAUAAAUGGCCUUCUAGUAUGUUAAGUCUUUUACUUAGGAAAAGCCUACAGUUAUCCAGCAAAACUAUCAGAGAUUUGCAUAAUUGUUAUCUAAACAAAUCAAAAGCAAAAUGAAUUCCACCACUAAGUCAUGUCUAUCUGACAUAAAGUUACAUGCAAGACAAUAAAAACUUAGAAAUACUUAACUUAAAAUGAUCCUAAGAGUAAAGAGUCUCUAAUUGUCUAAGGCUUUUCUCAGAUGGAAAUAAUAAGCAAGUCUUGAGGACUUAGAAAAUGAAUAAUUAAAUGAGGGCCCAAUUAGGCUAGAGACUUUUGAUUUGAGAGUAUAAUUUAUGGCAUUAAAAGAUUUGCUUAAAAAUUAAGAGAAAAUAGAAGAUAGAGAUAUAUGUGAUGUUAUCCAGUAAAAGCAAACUGAAGAUGAUUAGCUAAUGCUCAAAGCUAUUACUAGAAUGAAAUUGUACAAUGAAAAUAACUUCUACCUUCCAAAGUAUUUUGAUAGACUUAAGUCUCACUGGUAAAAAAAGAUGCAUUUAAAAUUAAAACUAAAACCAUUCCUCUAAAAAUAUCUAUUUGAUACAGGCUCAGCGUUCCAAAUUUUUAAAGACAAGUAUGAAGUAGAUAAGAACUCUUUAGAAAAUACUAAAGCAAUAGAGCUUAGAAAAAAGUUCAUUUAGCAUUCUAAUCAGUAGGAAUAAAUAAUAAAUCUGACAGACAUAAGUGAUGUUCUAAGCUAUUAAAAUGAAAGAACGAACGAUUAUUUGCUAGAUUAGAAAGAUAAGGCUUAAAUGAUUGUCCUUAGAUAUUUCAAGAAGAGAGAUAAUGUUAUAGCAUUGCAGUAUCUUAUUAAAUGGUGGAGCAUUUCCAAAGAUCAAUAAAAGUAGGAAGUAAAGAAAAGACUUGAUCAAAGAUAAAAAAUUCUACAUUAAUUGCAGGAUCAAUUAAGUGUCAUUCAGUAACAAAAUCAACAAUUGUCAUCCAGGAAUAAGGAACUGGGUGAAUAAGCAAUUGAAGGCAUUCAUUUAGGCUCAUAAUUUGAACAAUUAUCCCAGCAAAAAACUGAUCUAAGUAUUGAACUCGCAGAUAAAAUAUUUUGGAUUAAAAAACUACUAGAAGAAAACAAAAGUCUUAACAUCAGGUAUAGCUAGUAGAAACUCUACGGUUCCUUGCAAAAAAGUGAGAGCUUAAACAGUCUUAAAAGAUCGAAUGAAAAGUAAAGAGAUUAAUAUGCUUCUAUUGAAUGA
Molecule: messenger RNA, 4824 nt
Organism: Stylonychia lemnae
Lineage: Eukaryota; Ciliophora; Spirotrichea; Sporadotrichida; Oxytrichidae
Source: the annotation of a GenBank genome assembly